This is a messenger RNA of Apaloderma vittatum (bar-tailed trogon), 2557 nucleotides long. RefSeq names its product telomerase-binding protein EST1A-like. Gene Ontology annotation, cellular component: telomerase holoenzyme complex. The record is from RefSeq and is a predicted model, not a curated record. Lineage: Eukaryota; Metazoa; Chordata; Aves; Trogoniformes; Trogonidae. Gene Ontology annotation, biological process: nuclear-transcribed mRNA catabolic process, nonsense-mediated decay. The transcript has 11 exons. Gene Ontology annotation, molecular function: protein binding; telomerase RNA binding; telomeric repeat DNA binding. The annotation marks the transcript as partial.
AUGCAGGAAGCGAAGGAGCCGAGGCAUCGCAAAGACAGCAGGCGCCCAGACCUGGAGAUUUACAAGCCUGGCCUCUCCCGACUGAGGAGCAAACUUGUGCCACCAAAGCACGAGACUUCGGAGAAGGAGAGGAGCAGAGCUGAGGAGGGCAAGGAGGAGAGUGCCAGUGACAAGGGCUCUUUGGGAGGAGGCGCUCCAGUCACGGAGGAUUUCAGCAAAGGCGAUGGCCCCAAGCAGAAUGGUCCUUCACAGGAAAAUGAAGAGACAGAGGCUAAAGGUGGUGUCCAGAGCCAGGAGAACUUGGCCAGACAGCCUGCUCCAGAUGAGUGGGGUCCCAAGAGCGCCAGGAGAACCAAGAAGCCAGACCAGCAGAUCUACCAGCCUGGGAAGCGCCUGCAUUCAGCUGCUAAAGAGCCAUCCCUGCAGGCAGCUACUGAGGAACUUACCGGUAAGAUGGAGCAGCUGAAAGUUGAGAGAGAUGAAGAGACUGAGAAAGGUGCUGGAAAAGACAAUAACAGGAAAACGAAAUCAAGCAAGGAGGAUCGAGAGGGGAGCCAGGCAAGGGAAGGAGUGAAAACCUCAAGGGGCGAAAAAGGAAGACGAAUGGAGCGAAGCGACAGGGUGAGGAGAACAAGCGACGAGGUGCUGCAGGGGAAGCUGGGCUCCACCAAGCGCUACUCCCGCUCGGACAAGCGACGGAGCCGGUACCGCACCUGCAGCACAAGCUCAGCCGGAAGCAACAACAGCGUGGACGGAGCCCUGCUUGUGGAUGGGGUGGAGAGGCGGCAGGAGCGAGCCAGGGAAAGGCUGCGUCCUAGAAAGCAACUCUCUGCAUCCUCCACUGACUCCCUGGACGAUGACAGGAUCGAAGAGGCGGACGCAUACGUCUCCAGCAGGCUGUCGGACAAGAAGAAGCGUUCAGAGCAAAGCCGAGCUUCUAGGAGUGAGGGCGAAUGGAGCAGCAACGGCAGGGAGGUCAAGGGACCCUUUCGAGUCACUUUUGACAGCAAGACUAUGAGCAGGGACAUCAGUCUGGCAGAUACAGAUAAAAAAAAGCCCCUAAAGGCGUCUGUUAGUUGCAAUGACUCAGAAGCUUUGGAAGUGAGGAACCAGAGCAGAGAGCCCCAAGGGAGGGGCCGUGGGAUUCUCUUCCUGCCUGCCAACACAGACCUCUCUGCCAGCACCGUGGGCUGCCCCGAACCCAGUCACCCUGGGCCCAGGCUCCUGCUCGGUGGGGCUGGGACUAAAGGCCCCCGAAGCCGGGGCCGAGGCGGCACGGCUCGCAGGCUGUGGGACCCAAAUAACCCGGACCAAAAACCCGCCCUGAAGAGCCAGACCGCUCAGCUUCUCUUCCUAGACACGGACGAUGAAGUGAGCCCAACCUCCUGGGGCGAAGCUCGCCAGGCCCAGACAUCCUACUAUCAGGAGCUCAGCAAACUCCUCCGCGAGGCUGGGAACCAGGAGCAGCAGCUCAGCAAUCUGCUUUCCAGAGACCGCAUCAGCCCGGAGGGGCUGGAGAAGAUGACCCAGCUGAGGGUGGAGAUGCUGCAGCUGUAUGAACGGUGCAUCCUGAUGGAUAUCGAGUUCUCUGAUACCCAGAACGUGGAUCAGCUGCUCUGGAAGAACGCGUUUUACCAGGUGAUUGAGAAGUUCCGGCAGCUCCUCAAGGACCCUCAGGGGGAAAAUGCACAAGAAAUUCGGAACAAACUUCUCCAGCUUCUAGAUGAGGGCACUUCUUUUUUUGAUGGCCUACUCCAAAAGCUGCAGGUGUCGUACCAGUUCAAGCUAGAGGACUACAUGGACGGGAUGGCCAUCCGCAGUAAACCUCUGAGGAAAAUGGUGAAGUACGCGCUGAUCAGUGCUCAGAGAUCUAUGAUCUGUCAAGGGGACAUUUGCCGAUACAGAGAACAAGCGAAUGACACCGCCAACUACGGAAAGGCACGCAGCUGGUACCUGAAGGCUCAGCAAAUUGCUCCCAAAAACGGCCGCCCGUACAACCAGCUGGCGCUUCUGGCCAUCUACACGAGGAGAAAGCUGGACGCUGUCUACUACUACAUGCGCAGCCUGGCUGCGAGCAACCCCAUCCUCACAGCCAAGGAAAGCCUCAUGAGUCUGUUUGAAGAGACAAAACGCAAGGCCGAGCAGAUGGAGCAGAGGAAACAUCAGGUGCUGGAUCUGAGCCCCAGCCGCCGGGGGAAGGGCAAGAAGUCCACGUUGCGACAAGUUGGAGAUGAUGCCACACGGCUGGAGAUCUGGAUCCAUCCCUCCCACCCCCGCUCCUCCCAGGGCCACGAGUCCGGCAGGGAUUCGGAGCAGGACAACAGUCUUGGGAACCUCAGCCCCAGCGACCUGAACAAAAGGUUCAUCCUCAGUUUUCUCCAUGCCCAUGGGAAGCUGUUUACCAGGAUUGGCAGCCAGACGAGGCCAGUUGUUACCGAGGAGGUCCUGAGGGAGUUCCAGGUGCUGCUGCAGCACAGCCCCCCUCCCAUCGGCAGCACCCGCAUGCUCCAGCUCGUGGCAAUCAACAUGUUUGCAGUGUACAACUCCCAGCCCAAAG